AAUCUUAUAAUGGCUGGGUCAGCAUUGCGACGGCUUAUGGCCGAAUAUAAACAGCUUACAGUUAAUCCACCAGAGGGAAUCAUUGCCGGGCCGAUCAACGAAGAAAAUUUCUUCGAAUGGGAAGCUCUAAUCACGGGACCAGAAGGGACAUGUUUUGAAGGUGGCAUAUUCCCGGCAAAGCUAGUGUUCCCUCCAGACUACCCGCUGAGCCCUCCCAAGAUGCAGUUCACUUGCGAAAUGUUUCAUCCAAACAUAUAUGCCGAUGGGCGUGUCUGCAUAUCUAUUCUCCAUGCGCCCGGAGAUGAUCCCAUGGGGUAUGAGAGCAGCGCUGAGAGGUGGUCGCCAGUUCAAAGUGUUGAAAAAAUACUGCUGUCAGUAGUCAGUAUGCUAGCUGAACCUAAUGACGAGAGUGGAGCAAAUGUUGACGCAGCAAAAAUGUGGAGGGAGGACCGAGAACAAUUUAACAAGAUUGCUGAAAGAUUGGUCAGGAACACGCUAGGAAUACCAACACAAUAAAAUUCAUGUGCUAAAGUUACUGACUGAGCUUUAAUAUAUUUGGUGGCUUGUAAACUAGUGUGAAAAUAUUUUUUUUGCAUAAUCUUUCUACACAUGGAGGAAAUAUGUAUAUAUACAUAUAUGUAUACUCAGAGUUAUCUAG
Cydia amplana is the source of this 658-nucleotide messenger RNA. It is a transcript of the gene Ubc7, whose product is annotated as ubiquitin-conjugating enzyme E2 G2. Bases 10 to 516 code for a protein of 168 amino acids. The record is from RefSeq and is a predicted model, not a curated record. Gene Ontology annotation, cellular component: endoplasmic reticulum; cytosol. Lineage: Eukaryota; Metazoa; Arthropoda; Insecta; Lepidoptera; Tortricidae. The transcript is spliced from 5 exons.